This is a messenger RNA of Bactrocera latifrons, 5856 nucleotides long. RefSeq names its product serine/threonine-protein kinase 10 (gene Slik). NCBI's taxonomy places the organism in Eukaryota, Metazoa, Arthropoda, Insecta, Diptera, Tephritidae. The record is from RefSeq and is a predicted model, not a curated record. Gene Ontology annotation, molecular function: protein serine/threonine kinase activity; ATP binding. Gene Ontology annotation, biological process: protein phosphorylation.
AUGAGUGACUAAUAGCGAUAGUGAUAAGCGCCGCAAUUUUACCUCAUCGUUAAAAAAUUUUCUGUUUAAUAGAAGCAAAAAAAAAGUGUUGCGAAAACUUGGCUUAUAAUGUUAAUUAAAUGCACAAAAGUUUAAACGAGCUAUGAAUGGAAUUGCCGAGUUGCCACGCGAAGAGCUAACGAAUGGCAGCUGAUGGCUGGUUGGUUGACUAGCUAGCCUGUGCAUGAAUGAACCAGGAAUGCAAUGAAUAUCGACUAGUUUCUCUGGCUGGCUGUUCUAAAAGUACCCGAUCACAAAGGCAUGAAGACCUAAAUUUAAAGCCGAUAAUUAAAUUAGAGAAGAGAGCAGAAUCAUAGAGAACUUUUGAACGACUAAAACGCAAGCGGUGGUAGGGGAACACGUGCGUCGCAACAAAUACCGCUACCGCUACUACUGUCUGCUGCUGUUGGUGUGGUUUGCGCGAGAAGGGUGACCCCCUUUGCUUAUUGGAAUUGACUUGGACAUGAUUUUCGAUUGAUUUGAAAAUAAUAAAAAAUACGAGAAGCAAAGAAACUGAGAAGAAGAAUUAGCUACUGAAGAGCAAUUAAGCUGCUGCAUGAAAAAAGCUAAGUGAAAUGAAAACAAAUACAACUACUUUUGUAUGUUAAAAGCAAAAUGUAGUGCCUUUGGAGUGUAAAACUGCUGUGGAUAAUUUUUUUUUGUAACGUUAAUGUAGCAACAUACUCUUACGACAUAAAUAUUUAGYUAUAAUUUAUAUACAUUAAAUAAGCAUAACAAUGUCGUUCAUAAAUAAUCUUAAGAAAGUAUUCCACCUUGGUGGUGGUGAGGCGAAAAAGAAACGCCUUUAUAAUAACAUCAAAAUGGACACAGAUCCGGCGGAGUUUUGGGAAAUGGUAGGCGAGUUGGGUGAUGGAGCUUUUGGCAAGGUAUAUAAGGCGCAACACAAGGAACAAAAACGCUUUGCUGCCGCUAAAUUGUGCACAUUAGAAGAUGAAGAGAAUCUAAGUGAUCACAUGGUUGAAAUAGAUAUUUUGUCAGAGAUAAAGCAUCCAAAUAUUGUGGAGUUAUAUGAAGCGUUCUCAAUAGAGGACAAGCUGUGGAUGUUAAUCGAGUAUUGCGAUGGCGGUGCACUUGACAGCAUAAUGGUGGAAUUAGAGAAACCACUCACGGAACCACAAAUAGCCUACGUUUGCCGGCACAUGACUGAAGGUUUAAAUUUUCUACACAAUAAUAAAGUAAUCCAUCGAGAUUUAAAAGCUGGGAAUGUAUUACUAACCAUGGAAGGCGGUGUCAAAUUAGCUGAUUUUGGCGUUUCGGCUAAGAAUAAACAUACUUUACAAAAGCACGACACUUUCAUAGGCACACCUUAUUGGAUGGCGCCAGAGCUAGUGCUGUGCGAAACAUUUCGGGAUAAUCCUUACGACUUAAAAGUGGAUAUCUGGUCACUUGGCAUAACAUUAAUCGAGUUAGCGCAAAUGGAACCACCAAAUAGUGAAAUGUCGCCRAUGCGUGUUUUAUUAAAAAUACAAAAAAGCGAUCCUCCAACACUGGAUCAGCCAUCAAAGUGGAGUAAGGAAUUCGUUGACUUUCUAAAGAAAGCUUUGGUCAAAGAUCCACAACAACGUCCACCCACAGAUAUUUUAUUACAACAUAAAUUCAUUAAUUGUGAACUAGACGCUAAACCCAUAAAAGACUUAUUAUUAGAAUAUAAAGCUGAAGUUGUUGAAGAAGUUGUCGAUGAUGAUGCUGAGGUACCCCAACAUCAGUAUCUAUGGACUCUAAAGAACCAAAUCAAACAAAUAGUAUACCACAAAGUAAACUAUCACAACAACAAGGCGGAGCUGCAGAGWAUGCUUCACCUGUUUUGCAAAAAACUCUUGAAAAUAAUAUAACACCAUCUUCUAAGGGGGCCAAAGAGGAUGAACCAAUAUUUAGCGUUAAUAAUGCGCCCAAAGAUAAUGACACGAGUAAUAAGACGCUUUCAACAGYUGGAGUGGUCAGUAAGCAAGCAGUUGCUACCAACGCUGCCAACGAAGCUGCUGAUAGUCUUCCUGAGAGAGGCGUUGACGCCGAUAGGAAGAUCACCAAAAAGGAGAAGGGUAAAGCGCCACCACCACCGUCUACUGCUGCUGUAAUCACCAAGSCGACCGAAGCACCGAUACCCGCAGCGGCUACUGCUACUGCACGCGCUGAGCCGGAGAAACGCAGCAACGAAGAACGUACACCAGCACCGCUAGCGCCCAUGACGGUGCCCAUCGAGCUGACCAAAAAUGUGGAAAUCGAUGUACAAACAACGCUUGCCGCACAAGCUGUACAAGAGCAAGCGCAAGUGCCAGCACCACCAUCGCCGACCACAUCUUCGGCAGCGGUUUCGGUGAAUUCCGCUUCGUCGUCGUCGGUAAAGAGUGGUGCUACGCUCAGCUCCAGCACUUCGCUUAUCACCAUAAAUAGCGAGGCUUCGCCAACCAGCACGCCAACUCGUGCAUUCAACAAUCAGGCACAACAACAACAGCAACAACAAAAUAUAGUUCAUCCCAAUAGCUUGGAAGCUGGCGUCAGUCAGAUAAGAGUUGUKACCAGCACGCAUCCACCGGUCAUAAUUGACAAUUCAGUGCCGGCUGCCGCAUCGGCUGCAGUGCCGCAAAGUGAAGUGAUCAUUGUUUCGAAUGAUUUGAAUAAGAGCACACAUGUGCCGGAAUCUUCAACUGAUGAUGAUUUCACUUCGUUCGAUGACAGUCUGGGCGAUUCACCGGUUUCACCCCGUCAGUCAUCGAUGAUAGUGGCCGUUUGCGAGGAGAACACCGAGGAGACGGACAAGGCUGAUAUGAACGCCGAUAGUAAUCAGUCCAUACACGGUAAAGGUUCGCGUGCGCGCAAAUUAGACGAAAGUGAGGUGCUAAUAGUUAGCCCAUCGUAUGUGGAUGAUGAUUCUGCGUACAAUACAGCCACCGGCAGUCACGAACACAGCGAACAUCUAAUGGACACUAGUCACGUGUCUGUUGUGACUGUUGGCGAUGAGAUYAAGGUCAAGGAUAGUAGUCAUCUAAAUACCGAUCAAUAUGAUACGACACUCARCAACGACAACAACAAUCUGAAUAAUCAACGACCAUUCAUAAAGAAUCACAAUAACAACAACCACCAAAACGGCCAAAUUAUCGCAGGYACAUCGACCGAAGAUGUAAAUAUUAUCAUAAAUCGUAAUACACCACAAGACAUUGGUGUCGGCAAACGACCGUCACCAGAUAAUAGCGUGGGUUCUAUGGAUUCGCGUACAUUAAGCGAUAGCGGUUCGUUGCGUUCGAGUGGCGGUGUGGUACGACGCGCUGUCGGCUUGAAUAUUGCAACGGUUGAUCAGAGUGACGUUGAGAGCAUCGGCACCACAACUAGUCAUGAUAGUCGUAAUGAGGCGGAGACACCCAUAAUGGGCACGAAGAUACCCGAAGAUGAGGAAGUUGUCAUACGACGAAAACAGGGUGCGCCGAAGAUAGCAGCUCCCACUGGGCCGACUAAAGAGGAAAUCGAAUUACGUAAUUUACGUAAGAAGACACGAAAACGUACGCGAAAAUUCGAAAUCGAUGGUGUACAGGUGACSACCACCACAAGUCGUGUUAUAUACGGUGACGAGGAGUCCGGCAGACUAUACGAUGAUCAUGUGUUCCGUAAGCAAGAGUUGCGUGAAUUGAAAAUGUUGCAAAAGCAGGAGAAGAAACAGCARAACGAUUUGCAAUUGAAGGAGCAAAUAGCGCGCGAGCAACAGGAUCGUCGUUUCGAACAGGAGCGCAUUUCGCUGGAGAAGACCUACGAAGCAGAUAUGGAUACAUUGGCACGGCAACAGAAGCAGUUGAUUGAGCGCACGGAGCAGGCACAGGAGAGUGAGUUGCGUAGCUCAUCGAAACGCAUACGUUCCGAUCAAGAACAGGAAUUGAAAAUAUUCCGUGAGAAUUUGAAACAAGAAAUCCGUUUGCUAAAACAAGAGGUUGACUUGCUGCCCAAAGAUAAACGUAAGGACGAAUUCAAGCAACGUCGUUCCGCCAUGGAGCUCGAUCAUGAGGAGAAAGAGCGCGCCUUCCUCGAUUCGCUCAAAGAACGCCAUGAAUUGCUAUUGCGACGCUUAAGCGAAAAACAUCGCGAUCAUCUUGCCACCAUCAAUCGUAAUUUCCUACAACAAAAGCAAAAUGYCAUGCGUACACGCGAAGCGUUACUUUGGGAAUUGGAAGAGAAGCAAUUACACGAACGCCAUCAACUGUCCAAGCGGCAUGUAAAGGAGUUGUGCUUCAUGCAACGCCAUCAAAUGAUUGUGCGACACGAAAAGGAAUUGGAUCAGGUGAAAGAACUCGAACAGCUGCAGAAUGAGAAACGCAAAGCCUUGGUCGAACACGAACAGGCCAAACUAACAGACAUCGAUGAGCGCCUAAAGGCUGAGUUGCGUGAAUGGAAGGAGCAAUUAGUACCUAGAAAGCAGAAGCUUAUCGACACGCUCAACGCCAUGUCUGAGCGUUUCGAGCAAAAAUAUGGUCCUAUACCCGAACGUGUGCCCUUCACCAAGCAAGAUAUUGAGGUGCCAUUGCAGCUGCGCGGCUUCUUCAAUGACGCGCCACGCACGCUACCGCGCGGCCUCUUCCUCGGCGACAAUCAAAUGUUACGUUCACGCACCUACUUUACGCUCUCUUCCGAUCCGCGUGCCAAAUUCACCGGCUCCACACCCGAUCUGAGCCGCAGCGUGCCCACCACACCGAUUUUCCGCAAAUUUGCACAACCUAAACUGCGCAGCGACAGCUUAGCGCUAGAGCGCGCGCCCAAAUUGGGUGAGCAACGCGCCACCGAAGCUAUUGUUGAGUUGCGGCAGGCGCACGGUGUGCUCACGCCACGUUUUGCAGCCRCAGCUACGGUUACGGUGGCACCAACAACGGCKACUUUAACAAYAGCAACAACUACCAGCAACGACAGUAUCGAUAUGCCAAGCGCGGCUGGCCAAUUGAAGGCAAUUAAUGUGCAGACACCUACACUCGGCGCCAGUCGGCAAGUGGACACCGAACGACCGACRCUUUCGACUUUUCGCAGCACAAUGCCGCSGCCAACAAGUCAAUAUGCYACUACAACAACAAAGUYAUCKUGUGCGCCACUGCGCGAUGCGGAUAUUGUGCAUGAACGCUUCAACAAAAGAGAUAAUGCAAGAGUUGUUGAUCCAACAACAACCCCAGCAGCAGCAACUACAGCAGCAACAACAAGCGAAACCGAAUUGCGUCAACAAGCGCAAAAUCUGCUUUACUCCUCAUCGUUUGCUAUAAAACGSCCCUCACUCUAUGGCAGCGGUCGCUCCUCGCUGGGCAGCACACAAUCGCUCUACGACAUUUACGAGGGCAGCACGCGCUUCAGCAACAACAACGAACAGACAGGGCCACUGCCACCGCCGCCGCCGUCGUCCUUAGGUUUGGCGGGCAAGCGUGCGAGCGCGCUGUUGGACAGCAUUGAGCCCUCGUUGCGCGCCUCCAUCAAGUUGAGCAGCGUGCAGGAGCUGCAGAAUUUGAAUGAUAAUGAGAUGAAAUAUACGAUACCGCGAAUUGGCACAACUGGGAGGAAAUCGAAGAAAAAUAAAGCGUUCAGUCCGUUAGAAGAGGAUUCAAUGGCUUAGAGCAACGCAACGUGUGUGUGUGUGUGUGUGCACUUAAAGCGUAGCAUACGCGCGGACAAGCAAUUAACAAUAAAAUUUGUGGUUUAUGCUAAGAGAAACGCAAAUGAAAUUCAUAACUGUAAAUCUUAAGGCCAUUUAAUACGCAAACGUAAAGAAAGUGAUUUCGAAAUUCGAAAGAAAUGAAAUGGUUUACAAGUGUUCUAUCACUCUCAACUACUUAUGUA